GCCGGACGAAUAUCGAAUAUUUUUGUAUAUCGCAUCGCGUUCGCGUACAACGCCGAUGGAUGAGAGUGAAAAGAAUGGCUAGUUUGCGGUGUUUUUGAAGCGAAUUUAAGGGCUCGCUAAUGCUUUAACUAUGUGAUGAAUGCCGGAGAUUUAGUUCUGAUGAAAUUCAAGAAUAUCGAUCAUUAAAAAUAUCGAUAACGUGGUACAUUUCCGCCACCCGAUUCCCAGUGCGCGUAAAAGGUUUUGAACUUUAGCUGACUACUCGCAAAUAAACGUGCUAAUUUAUUUAUCGGUAUUAUCGUAAUUUGGGUGUUAUACGUAUGUACUUGUUUAUCUACUUAUACACGUGGUAUUGCAGAAAAUGUAAAUGGAGAUUUACAAUUAGUACUUUGCGUCAACACUUGGUCAGACUCUGCAACCUUGAGCUUAUCAGCAAUAAUAGAUAUCAGGCAUUUCUUGGCGAAAAUCGUGUCGCGCGUUACAAUUUAUUAUUACCAGUAUAAUGCAAGUUGGUGUAGACAGCAUGCUGGAAAUCAGCCAUGAUCUGGACCGUGUAGAGGAUGCAGAGGAGGUAGAAGAGUUUGCCAUGACGUCGCUAGCGAAGCUUGUAUUUGUCGAUACACAUUCCAGACGCUCUCCAGGGGAUCAGACUGAGGCUGAUCAUAAUCAGGCUCUCUCGUUAGCUUUUGAAAAUUUAUUCCACAUGCCAUUCGACAUCAUCGAAACAUAUGGCAGCACUCUUAGUACUUUAGAUAUCAGCCAUAACAAAUUUAGUCGAAAUCUUCAGUUCUUAGCUGAAUUUGAUAAUAUGACGUCUUUAAAUCUUGACCACAACGAAAUCGAUCCUUUCACGAUAUUUCCACCGAUGCCUAAGCUUCAACUUUUGUGGCUGAAUCAUAAUAAAAUUGACGACUUGUAUCCAUUCAUAAAAAACCUUUACACCAGUCUGCCAAAUCUCCGUUAUCUGUGCCUAAUGGGAAAUCCAGCUGCGCCAAGUUAUCUGAACGGUGGGUCGUUCUAUGAAUACUUACAAAGCAGGCUGUUCGUUAUAUCGUGGUUUCCACAUUUGGUUCACUUGGAUGACAGAGCUGUGACACCUGAGCAGCGACUGGAAGCAAAGAGACUUUUCAGGAGACCUUUACUGGACCAGAUAGCUGGGACUGCACAAGUACCGGAGUGUAUCAAGCACCUACACAACAAAGUAUCAAACAUAUUCUCCAAACCAACACUGCCAGUAACGUCCAAAGUACCGAAAGGUUCAAAUUUUGUUAUCUAAGCAGUAUUACAAUUAUUUGUAAUCCAUAUUUAUCAUUUUAUACCUAUAAGAUAAAGCCGGUUAAAUAUGCGGCUCAUAAGACUGUCUGACGGCGCUUUAUUUUUCUAAAUCUCAAACGCUAAAACGUGUCGACUCAAAUUACUCACUGCACAAUCCAUGAAUUUACGAUAAAAGAGGGGGAAAAAAAAUUAUAUAACUAUCUUAUUCUAGGCAUAUGUUCUGUUGUCGUCAUUUAAAUCAUUCGUAUUUUUUAAUGUAAAAUUUCUCACCCCACAGAUCGACCAAUGUCAAUUUGAAUGUAAAUGUACUCUGAUUCGCAUAAUUAAUGUAUACGUACUUAUAUAAAACAAAUAAAAGAAGUCAAUUAAUA
Messenger RNA from Athalia rosae (coleseed sawfly), 1646 nucleotides. RefSeq names its product leucine-rich melanocyte differentiation-associated protein-like. Gene Ontology annotation, molecular function: protein binding. Bases 503 to 1276 code for a protein of 257 amino acids. NCBI's taxonomy places the organism in Eukaryota, Metazoa, Arthropoda, Insecta, Hymenoptera, Athaliidae. The record is from RefSeq and is a predicted model, not a curated record. The transcript has 5 exons.